AAAGAGAGCAGCGCAAGCUAAUUCCCCCGCUACGGAUGCCACGACUGAUUGUAAGAGGGUCUCUGAUGGUGUGAACGCAAACUUACUUGACAAAUGUCCUCGGAUAAUGCAUAUCUGUAAAAGAGUAGAGAAACUUUCAACUGAAGUUCGGCAGGAGACGAAUUAAGAAAUGUCGUAAUGUACGGCACAAGUAUCUCAAAUCACGUAGAAAGACCUUGGCCAUUGGGUUUCUUAAAGUAAAAAUCGUUGCAAUCGGUCCUUCGAAGGAGUCCGUUUUAAUCUGGCAACGAGACGAUCCUCCUCGUUCUGUUGAUAUGGCCGUCGUCGAGGAAUUUGAUUAUUUAUGUCGACUAUGCGCAACUAAAACUGGUAUCCUAAUGGGAUUACCAAUUUUCGAAGCCGGCGAUCAGAUGCGCAACAUUGACAAGAAAAUAGCCGCGUGUUUGCCAGUGCAGGUGUCUAUGACUGAUCAACUGCCAAAAGUGGUAUGCGAGGAGUGUGCUUACAAAUUGGAUCAGUUAUUUGAUUUUCGUGAGAAAUGUUUACACACUGAGGGAAUGUUCAUGGAAAUGUUAAAGGAAAUUGCCAAGCAGGAGAUUGUACGCAUAUCGAAAAGGGAUUUGGAAGAAGUAGAAGAAAUGAAGAGAAUUCAAAGGAAUAUUAACAGAAUACAGAAUGACAUGGAAAAUGUACAGAGUCAUGUAACCACUCAGGAAACAGCAGAGCCUACUAUACAUACCAUGCAAGUCAUGGAUGAAAUAGAUUUGGCAGCUGGUGAACAAGUUGUUACACAAGAAGAGAUGGGACAACAGGAUACUGAUAUUGAGGUUACUGGUAUCGACUGUUUAGAUGGAGAUACAGCCAGAAUGGUGGAUGAACAUAUACGAGAAGUUUCCAAUCAUCAAAUAGCAAUGCAUUUGGAGGGUGAUAUGACUGUAGUUGGGAAUUUAACAGUGAGCGGUCAUUUGAGUCAAUUAGGAAUAAAUUAUGUUACUUCAAUAAAUCCUGAAGAUCAAAAUCGCGAAUCAAUUGUACAUUACUGUGACAAUGUAAAAUAUGAAUCAGUACCAAUAAAACAGGAAUAUCACAGGUUGCAAGAUAGAUUGCCUACAGAAGAUCCAACAAAUGUACUCGAAAAUAAUGUAUCACAUGAGAACUUUGCUCCUACUCAGCCAGAAACUGGUAGUGAUAUAGAAGAAACACGUGUAGUUGAAAGUGAAACUCCUAACCAUACAACUUCUCAAACAAAUACUAUGGCGUCAACAAGUCAAAUAACAACUGAAAGUCCAGAAAUUUUAGUAGAAUAUACAAAAAGAGCCAAGCAUGCGUUAUUAGAAUCAACGUUGAAUAAUCCUACAGUAGAUGAAACAGGCUCACACUGGUAUGUGUGUCCAUUUUGUAAUGAAGCGACGUUAGGAUCAAAUAAUAUGAUAGCACAUUUCGAACAAUAUUUCUGCUGCUGUCCCUGUGGUUUAUAUUUUACAAGUGUAAAUGCCUUAAAUGUACAUAAAGAAAGAUGUGAUGUAUAUAAAAGUAAAACCAUCAGCAAAGAAAAAGAAGUUGUAGAGCCUGAGUUAGCGUCUUCUCAAAAUGACAUAAAUAUAGAAGAAAAGAAACAGACAACGGUAAGGCAAAAAUGGACUCCAAAGGUUUGUACUCAAUGUGGAAAACAAUACAGAACGAAUUACAAGUUGCAAGAACAUAUGCGGAAACAUACUGGUGAAAAGCCUUUUCAAUGUGUGACUUGUGAAAAAGCGUUUCGUAGUAAAAUCGGGCUUGCACAACACACAGCCACGCAUACAGGACAAUUUGAUUAUAAUUGCUCCACGUGUGGUAAAGGUUUUCAAUCUAAAAGUUAUCUUGUCCUUCACCAAAGAGUGCAUUCAGAUCUGAAGCCUUUUCCAUGUAACACUUGUGGACAACAUUUCAAAACAAAACAGUCACUGUUGGAUCAUCAAAACAGACAUCUCGGAGUCAAACCGUAUGUCUGCGAAAUCUGCGGUAGAGGUUUUAUAACGAAAGGACUUUGUAAAAGUCACCAGAAAAUACAUUCAGGCAUGGAUAAUCGUCAGUAUCCAUGUGUGGUAUGCAAUAAAAUGUUUGUUAGUAAAAGUUAUCUGAACACGCAUUUACGUAUUCAUACGGGUGAAAAGCCGUAUUUGUGUGAAGUUUGUGGUAAAGGAUUUUUAACAAGAGUCGAUCUUAAGAUUCACUCGACAAUGCAUACAGGAGAGAAAAGCUUUAAAUGCGAUAUGUGUGGUAAAGUAUUCGCCAGAAGGGCGGCGUUAAGGUGUCACAGAAGAUUGCAUACCGGAGAACGGCCUUACAGAUGUGACGUAUGCGGUAAAACAUUCACACAGUUCACUCCUAUGGCCAUUCACAAAAGAUUACAUACUGGAGAACGACCGUAUGAAUGUGACGCAUGUGGCAAAACAUUCGUAUCGCGAUCGACGAUGAUGUGUCAUAAAAAAAAGCACCACAGUGCACCACCGGUGCAAAAAGAUGAACCAGUUCCUCGUCAAAGUGAAGUGAAAAAUAUAUUACCAGCAGAAAUUGUACUUCGAGAUUCCCAAGAAGGAAUUCAAAUUACCGCAGAUUGAAACUUACAAUCAAACGUUGGGAGACGUCGAAGUAUAUACGAACAACGCAUGAUAGAAAAUGAAAUAUCGAGUCUGCAUUUUAUAAAAAGCGGCAUUAGUCACCACGAUGUAUUCCUUUACUGUAGCAUAUAUGUUAAAAUUAUAUACAAAGAAUAUAUUUUCGAGAAUUCUUUGCAAGGGAUAACAAUGUUUUCUAAAGUCACUUAUACAUAUAAAAAGUAAAGAAGAAAUUAAAUCAUUGUUUACAUUAUCAUUUUCUUUUUAUAUCGGUAUUGAUAUUUUAUCGAAGUAUGUUGUUUUUAAAUUGCCUACUUUAAUAUUUGCAAUUUGUUUUGCUUUGAAACUAUUUGAAGAUUGAUAAUUAUUGUUAAUCAAACCAUUAAGCUUAUUUGCAAGCUUUUACGUAUGUGCAUUAUAGAAUCUGAUUUUUAGCUUGCGAUAAUAUAUAUAUAUUUUUUUAAUAACGUAUUAAAAAGAUUAUUAUGAUUUUUUUUAGAAAUUUCUCGAAUUUUGAUCAAAUAUGUAUGUUUAUUUUAAUGAAGAUCGAAUUAUAAACAAAUUGAAAUGAGCCAAUUAAUAAUUUAUUUUUCAGCGUAUUUCUGAGAAAUGUAACGUGUAUUGUCAUUGAAAUAACACAAGCGUUAUUUAUUUAAAAACAUAUGGAAAUAUGUUAGGAAAAAUGAUCCACUUUAAUCAUUACAUGAGAAUUUACACUUUAUAUUGUGUGUAAUAUAAAUUGUUAUAAAUGUCACGAAACAGAAAGAAACAAAACGACAUAACAUCCACUAGCUGUAUAACAUAAAACAUGAUUAUCAUAAAGAAAAUAAAGUAUUUUCUUAUUAAUAUCAGCAAAACAUAUUAUUUAUCGAAUUGAAGGCUGAUAGCUAUUUUUACUGCGAGAAAAUGCUAGAAAUGGUUAUAUCUGGUGGUUUUUGUUAAAUUUAAAAAAUGGACAAUGUAGUUUUUCAAAUUUAACAAAAAUAUAGAGAUAUGUAUAAUCACUUUCCACACAGUGCAUUUCUAUGGCAUCUCUGCGGUUUUUUAAAAAAAUAAAACGGCUUUCAGCACCAUACAUAGAAAUUGUGAUAUAUAAUAAUAAUAAAAUGAUUACAUUAUUUGUAAAAUUGU
Molecule: messenger RNA, 3728 nt
Organism: Frieseomelitta varia
Lineage: Eukaryota; Metazoa; Arthropoda; Insecta; Hymenoptera; Apidae
Product: zinc finger protein 2-like
Exons: 4
Coding region: 315-2600 (761 amino acids)
Cellular component (GO): nucleus
Molecular function (GO): zinc ion binding
Source: RefSeq, a predicted model, not a curated record